Frankliniella occidentalis (western flower thrips) is the source of this 5799-nucleotide messenger RNA. RefSeq lists its product as uncharacterized. Bases 188 to 4801 code for a protein of 1537 amino acids. Gene Ontology annotation, molecular function: DNA binding. NCBI's taxonomy places the organism in Eukaryota, Metazoa, Arthropoda, Insecta, Thysanoptera, Thripidae. Gene Ontology annotation, cellular component: nucleus. The record is from RefSeq and is a predicted model, not a curated record. The transcript has 14 exons.
GUGAGUGAGAGAGGGGUGUGAGAUGACAGAGAGAAAGAUAGUAGAUGUUUUUAUUUGUUAUUGUACUAUGUGAAAGACUGGUUUUGUGGAUUUGUACUGCUAUUUUAUAACAAUGACUAUACGCUUCCAGCUUUUUCAACUUACGAAAUGGUUCUCGAAAAGUCAGGUUCAGAGGACAUUUUAAGAUAUGAAUAUUAAAGUUCUAUCAGUUCGUGGCCUGAGACCAGAAUUUAGAGAGGUUGACCGUGAUUUGUGGCUUUGGUUUUGUGAGGCUAAAAAUAAUUAUGAGAACUAUCAUGGCCCACGUGUCACAAAACGAUUGGUGCAAGCCAAAGCCAAGCAGGCCUUCGAGGCUGUGGGUAUUUCUAACUUUAAGGCAAGUGACGGAUGGUACAUCAGAUGGCUCAAAAGAUGGAACAGGAUAAAUGAUCAUACUGCUGGCAGUCCCCAAGUUCUUAAAAAGCAGAGAAUAAGGAGAUCCAAUGCUAAAACUCCUGCCAUAGCAAAUAAACAAAAGGACAAUUUUUUCAACAAAGCUGCACCAAGUGUUUGUGGACCAUUAGAAUCAUCCUGCAGCGAUAAUGCCUUUGACACUACAAACUUAAACUAUGUUGGUAUUUCACAACCUGGGGAAAGUGAAUCUUUUCAAUCCCUGGAUAGUGAUGAAUAUGCUCACUCAUUUGUUGCUGGUGGUAAAUCUACACCACAGUCUCUCAUCUUUCACCAAACUGCCAAAAUUAAUCCUACUGAUGCUGUUCUUCUUCCGGAGCAAUGUGCUCAAAGCGCAAGUCAAUCACUCAAACCUGUUGAAAUUGACGAAGAGUCAUCAUUUCUAAAUCUGGAUGAUUUAACUUGGAAUGAUCUGUCUGAUUUGUCAUGUUUUGGAAAGCCUUCAGAAACUAUUUUUACAGAAAAUGAUGAUUUGAAGAGCCUUUGUGUUGAACAUCCAAAACCAAAUCAACAAGAUAAUAACAUUUCAUUCCAAGAUAGGGAGAAACUAAAUCGUUCAGAUGUGUUUAUCUACAAUUCCCAAGGACCAAGUCAACAAAAUGACCAAUCCUUUGUUAAAGGCUUUUCUCUUCUACCUAAGCGAGCAUCAAAGUCUGGCAGUAGUGCUGAGAAAACUAAUCAUAUUCACUGCAGAGAUAGUGCAGGAGGAGCGUUGGUUAUUAGAGGACAAGAAAGUCAAUCUAAUGAUCUUAAGUCAAAAGAAACUGAAAAUAUUGUUUGUAACCAAAGUAUGACUGAUUUUAUUAAUGGAGAGACAGCAUGUGGAAACUUUGCUCAGCAUGAUUUAGAAGAUGUAUCUCUUAGCUCAGACUUUGUCAAUCAGCUAAAUAAUGAGCAAACUUUUGAGCUUAGUAUUAAGUGUGGCAAUGUAAAUAAUUCUCAUCUAAUUUGUUCCAAGAAUAUUGCAAAUGAAAAUGCAAACUCUCACUUUUGGCCGGACAACCAUUUUAAACCACCAACUUCAACUGGCUCUCACCACACGGUGACCAAUAGCAGUCGAUUGAAAACAAUAAAUGAAUGCACCAGUCCAGAGCCAGGUUGCCAUAUGAGUGUGGUGGAUGAUGAUUUAAGCAGUGAAGAUAAUGACUACAUUUCUGAGGCUGUUUUGCUUUCAAUGCAAGAGGAUGAUUUCUCCAUUCUUAACUGUGAUCAAUCGCCUUUUCAAGGCAAUAUGUCAGUGAUUGAUGAAAACAGCCAAUCCGAAUCUGAGAAAGUUACCAGCCUUGAUGAAGGCAGUCAAUUAGAGUUGCCUAUCUUUAAAUCAUCGCAGUACAUAUUAAUGGAUAAAGAACAUAGCUUUCCCUGUGGAGGGAAGGUUAAAAAAUGUGGUGAAACUCCACUAAUGGAAGAUCCCAUGGCCCAAUCUCGAAGACCUGAACACCAGAACAUUUUUGCCUCUGAAGAUGCUGUAAGAGGUGAAAUCUUAUCGUCCUGCAGCAGAGAUGAUAAUUUGACAUUAGAAGUUCCAUGCUUCACCCCAAUGUUACCUUUUGUAAAUGAGUCCUCCAACAUGCUCCCAAUUAUGGAUGGAAGCCCAGUGGCACAAAAAAAGUUACUAACUUCCUCUGCAUCAGGUGAUGUAAUUUUUGAAGGCGGGAAAAUGUUUCAAAUAUCAUCUUUAACUGGGAAAAUUGCAUUGGUUGACAGCGAAAAUUUACUUCAUCUAUCAACAACUGAUAGUGUCCAUUCUUCAGUUUCAGAUCAGGAUGUGUUAAUAGCAUCUUGUAAUAAUUUCAAUAACAUAGGUUCAUUACCUUCAAGCUAUUUUUCCACUGAGGAAGUUGUUGAAUACUCUCAAAGCCCACUUGUCUCAGACAGCUGUAUUUUAAAUCAAAACGUUGAAAGUGCUUAUAUUGUACCCUGCUCUCAAGAUGAAGCAGGUUUUGAUAACGUCUCACAGUGCAGUGCCUCAAAUGUUAUAUUAAGUAAAAACCUGUCAUCAGGCAUGCUGAAGUCUAUGCAACUAAAUUCAAUAGAAGUCCAUGGUGGCUCUUUCUCUGAUAUGUUGACUGCAAAUGCUGAUACAAGAACUGACUCAACUUCUUACCUACUGGAUGGAAAUGGUGGUGUGACAAGAUUAAUGACAUGGACACCUUCUGGCACAUCUUUGGGGGACAGCACUUCCCUGUUAGCGUCUUUAACUAACACAUGUACUGCUGAAAUCUCCACACAAGAUCAAAGAAAUUGUCUCAUUAAUACAAGCCAAAGUGAGACAUUGGCAUGCCCAAUGAGAUAUGAAUCCACCAAAGAAAAUGGAUUUCUCUCUUUUGAUUUACCAUUAGAAGAGAACAUGUUGUCAGAAACUGAUGCUGACUCUGGGGAGCACUCAAAAUUACACAAGAAAAAUUUAGCCUAUUUAACUGAAAAGGGUAUGAAUACUAGCCUGGGUAAUAAUGUUGUUGAGGCAAAGCAGUCCUCAUACCGUCGUUCAAGCGGAGAUAGAUAUUUUCCCUACUUCAAAGAAAAGGUUGUUAAUUACGCAAUUAAGAACACAGCUAAAGAGGCUGCCCAAUACUUUGGAGUUAAUGUAGACACUGUGACCUUGUGGACUAGGGGGAGGCUUGAGAAUAACUCUGUGGUAAAGAACUAUCCUGAUCAAUUAAUGCUUCGGUGGCUGAAAAGAAAUAGAGAGAGUGGUAUUUUGCUUACAAAGGAGCAAGUAGUUGAAAAAGCCAUCAAUUUGUUAAAAACCCCUGGCAACUGGUUAAAGGAUAAGACCCGGUGGUUUUACACCUGGGCAUCAAGAUUUCUUGGUGAAGAGGAGAAAAAGAAAAGGAUGGAGAAUAAAGAACUUGGCUUUAAUAAUCUCCCAGAAGACACAGGUGAUAAAAAGGCUCUCUACCCUGAUGAAUUCAAAGUUGAGGUAGUUCUCUAUGCGGAACGUACAAGUCAAAAUCUGGCUUCAAAUAUAUUUAAUAUAGCCCGUAGACGGAUAUUUGAAUGGUCAGCAGCUCUCAAGAGUUCCAAGAAAGAAGAUGAAGAAACAACAGCUAUCUCUUUUUCAAAUCCCAAAGAUAGUCUCCCAAGUCAUGGGCCACUUUCCUCUAUUCCUGAAAGCGGAUCUUUAAAGCUGAAGUUAAAUGGGAAAGGAACUGGAAGAGCUGUGACCAGUGUUGCUGUUGAUCAAGAGUUAUGGUUAUGGUUUUGUGAGCAGACAGCGAAGAAAACAAAACCUAAAAGUAAAGAGAUACGGGUCAAAGCUGUUGAACUCUUUCGAGCUCGUAACCAUGAUAAAAUUCAGUGCUCCCAUGGUUGGUUAAAGAAAUGGUGUAUGCGUUAUGGAGUGGCUCUGCGUCAUGAGGGUGAUGGUGAUCUGCUAGCAUGGUGUCUUGAACAAUUUGACUGUAAUCGUAAUAUAUCUCAUAGAGAUUUGCUGAACUAUGCACAUGAAUCCCUUACUGGGACACACAAAUCUGAAUUUAAGGCUUCAGCAGGAUGGCUUUUAAGGUUUUGCAAAAGACAUAAGAAUCUUCUGUCAGAAAAACCAUCUAUUGAUACAGAAAUACCCACCAUACUGAAGCAUAAAGUAUCUGAAUUCAGAGCUCAUGUACAGAAAAUUAUCAAAACAUCAAAUAUAUGUGAGGAAAACGUUGGGUGCAUGGAUGAAAUCCCGCUAAACUUCACCGCAGGAGCCUCUCGCAAUCGUUUACUUCUUAGGCGUUCCGGCCUUGAAAAUUGUCAUGCAACUGUGAUUUUAGGCUGCCUUGCUAAUGGAGAACUUUUACCACCAGCAAUUAUUUUUAAGGGAGAUGGGCCAACAGAACACGUUUCAUAUAAUGGACUUCCAUUAAUCAUCUUUUACCAACCUGACUGCUGUAUGAACUCCUCCAUUAUGUCACAAUGGAUUGAUCUUGUUUGGACCAGAAAUGUUUCUUCACCAAGCCUUGUUGUGGCUGACUGUUAUGAUCCUCACUGCUCUGAGUCAGUUCAGGAUAAAUGUAAAGCCUCUAAUAUAACUCUCUCAGUAAUGCCUGCUGGAUGUUCAUUUAAGCUCCAACCUCUAGACCCAGCAAUAUCUCGGUUAUUUGAAGAAAAUAUUUAUAACAGAUGGACUAGACAUUACACAGCUGCUGAUCAAAUGCUAACUUGCAAACGGACUUCAUACUCCAGCAAUACAGAUAUUGCUCGCUGGGUUGCAGAUGCCUGUAGUACUCUACGGCAGACAAGAAAGGAAGCAAUGCAGCGAAGCUUUGAAGUUACUGGAUUGACGUCUCUUCUGAAGAAAACAGAUGAGCAAUUUAUAGAGGAUCCAUCUUAUAUCCCUUUUGCUUCCUUAUUCACUUCUUUGUAAGAAUGCUUGUAAUCUUCAUUAUGAAGAUUUUGCAAGAACAAGAAAGAGUACAAAGAAUAUUUAGUCACUCUUAAAUUUCCAAUGGUUUAAGAAAAUUGAUAAGCCAUGUAUUGUAUUGCCUUUAUGAAAUGCACCUCAACUACUGUUUACAAUGUCAAGUACAUACUGGAAACAAUUCCUUUUUGUGGAUUGUCUCCAAUCACUUUUCUUUUUCUAUAGGUAUUGCACAAUGUUCACCUUUGUUGCUUGUGUAAUUUUUUCAUUGAUCGUGAGAAAAAUGUACUUUGUAGUUUGCCAGAUCUCUAGUCUUCAAGAUUCUGUAAGCUUGCUGUAGUGCAAUAGCAUGUUUUUAAAAUAUCUAGCUCUAGAUAUAUAAACAUAGACAUGGAAGUCAAGGAUUCUGUUUAUUGGGAAGGACUGUUUAACAUUUCUUAUUAGGUAUAGUUUUAAAGUAGGUCAACCUGAGGUUUAUGGUAAUUGUUAUUUUAUUUCCUAGACUUAUUUAACCUGUGGUCUGAAUAUUAGUUAUAACAAGGUGCUUUUUUUCUUUCUCUUUUUUCUUCAUUUGUAUGUAGUAAUUUCUCUUUCACAAUAAUGUUUCAUUCUGGGCUUUUAAUAAUUUUUUCCUAUUUUUGAAAGACUGAAAUCAUUGUGUAUGUUUUCAUGUAAAGAAUCCAACAGAGAAGGCUGAUAAUUUCAAAUGACUGAUUUAAGUCUGAAGCCUCCUAUCAGUAUUGCAUCGCAAUUAUUUAUUAUGUGAGAGUAAAAGUCUUAAGAUAUUUAUGUUAUUGCCUUGUACAUAAAUUUAUUAUUUGUUAUUCUGCCCAUUGAAGUUAUUCUAAAAUCGGUAGCUUUGCUUUAACUUUCUUUUCUAUUUUUAGAAAGUGUAGACUGUCAUAAACUGUACUGAAUUUGAAAUGUAUGCUCUACAUGCUGGGCAUGUCAUGUUGGCAACCUCAGCACUAGAAUUACAACACUUAUCAUUCAAAGAAACAAAA